UUGACGUGCAACAUAGCUGUACCUUGCAGUGGCUUUAGUCAUUAAGGCAUUCCAACCCCAUCACUCUCAAGUAACUCAUGGCCUGGUUACCUUGUACCGGGCUACAUCAAGGUCUAAUCUAAUAAUGUCGACAAUACGCAACAGCUCUGUUGUAGAAACUACUUUACUUUCACCACAAUUACAAGCUGUCCGUCGUGUUGCAUUUUUGCAAGAUUCGUGUGCUGGUGUAGAAGAUGAUUCCCAUGGUAUGGAUGAAGAAGAAGAGCAAUAUGAUGCUCUCAAUGAUGAAACAUUUGGGACUGCCAUGGAUGGUGAUUGGGAGCAUGACCAUGAAGAAUUGGCUAAAAUAACAGAAACCUCCCGUGGUUGGAAAGAUGACUAUAAUGAUGUUAAUCACAAUGAUCAUGAUGAUCUAAGGAAUGGUCAAGAUCAUCUUGAGGCAAGUUUAUCUCAGUUAGUAUUAGAAGAUAAUGAUGAAGUUGCCAUUAAUAGGAGGCCCACCUCUUCCCAUCUUUCACAUUCAAAUCUAGUGCCGUAUCCAGAUUCUCCAAAUGCACUGCGUAAUUCAGUGUGGGCAGUUGGUAAACAUGAUGGGCCUUUAUCUGCAUCCUCCCCACUUCGCCCUAGGGUCAAUGUACCACAGGGUGUUAAGAAUGUUUGCACUGUUGAGGAACUUGAAAGAAACCUCCUUCAAAUGCGUAGUGGCAGUGGUUCAUCCCUCCCUCCCCCACCAGGCCUAGGAAACCCAGUCUCUGGCGGUACUUUGCGCCUUGAAGAUGUUGAAAGGAAAAUAACUCAAGUUCCACCUCAGGCUAGAAUGAACAUGGUCCCUGAAAUGCCCUCAAGAUUUCCACCUGGCUUAGGGAGGGCAAGCAUUCUCUUGAACACAAUGCAAAAUCAGAGACUGAUGGGUCCUCCAGGGCAUUUAGAGGCACAAAAGGUUCCAUUACAACAACUGCCUCUUGGAUUUAACAGCUCAAACUUGCCGCCACAUCUAGCUUACCGCCAGCACACAUUUCAGCCAAUACACCCUGGUCCCGGGAUUGUGCCUCUAGGUCCUCAUCAGGCACAGCAGCAUCCACCACCGUUCAAUAUGAAUGGGCCCAGAAUACCCCCGCCAUUUCACAUGAACAACCACAUGCCGCCUCACUUACAUCAACAGCCCCAGCAUCCACCACACCAUCAACAUAUGCCUCACCAGCAACACCGAAAUUCUCAUCCUCAGCCGUACCAUCACCAUCACCAACAACAGCAUCACCAGCAACAGCAUUGGGUGAAUGGAGCAGGAGAUUACGACGAAUAUGCAGGAUUAAUGACACCCUGGCAGAAGCAAUGGCUGCUCAACAUACAAACACUUCAACUCAAUGUUGGAGUUCCCUAUGUGGUGGACUAUUAUUACACUGUCUACAAGACUCGUCAGGAAAGGAGACGCUGCCUAACAAAUAAAUCUGAAGAACGUUCUGCUGGAAGACCAGAGUCAGUAAAACUGAGAGAGCGCCCAGAAUCUGCCAAACCUGGCAGGGAUCGCCCCCCAUCUGUAAUGGGACCAGCUAAAGCUUACACACCUCUUCAGUUUGAAAAUUCUUUAGGAAAACUUCAGUGUGUCAGUGUGACAGCUCCCCGUAAACUAAUAGACAUGGAUAUUGUGGGCUCAGAAGGGCAAGAAGCACCAUCCUCUCAGAGAGAUUUGAAAAAGACAAAACAAUUACUUUUAGAAAUUGAAAGAUUGUAUGUUCUACUUUUGGAACUAGAAGAUGCAUUUGACCCACAAGCAAUUGAGGCAGUAGCUGAGGCUGCUAUUGCAAGAGCAGCUAAAGAUCCUCCAGAUCUUGAGCCAGAACCUGAAAAGCCUUCCCCUGAGGAGCUUAUUCAACGUAUGACAAGUGUCCUUGUUCAAGGCGACAAGCUCUAUGGAUUCAUGGGUAUCAGAAAAGGAAAGACUUUCUUGCUGAGACUUUUACCUCAUGUGCCACUGCAUACUGGAGUCCAUACAGCUUUGUGGGGCCAAGUCCUUGUGGGAUUAUUUGGUGUUGUAAGACGAGACCAAGCAGAUUGUCUUCUCUUACGCUUUCUUCCAGAACUCAAAAGAUGGUUGGAAGUCUGUGAUUUGUCUCUGAUUUUAAAAGUUGUUGGUGAAGUUGUUGCUGAAGCUAGUCUUAAAUCCAAGUCUGGAAAAAGUGCUCUUGCUACAGCUGUCAAUAGCAAGUUUGGAGUGUCAGCCUUAAGUGCUAUCAUCUCAUCUUCGGAAAGGCAUUUAUUGGAAAUGAAUCAGAAACAAAAAGAUCAAUGGGCCGAGUUUUUAUCAGCAAUCGCUGUAGUUGCUGAGACAGCGCGCCUUUCAGAUGAAAGUUCUUCUCAAUCAUUCUCUUUAUCUUCUGAAACUUUACAGAGACAUAUAGAUGCUUGUGGAUCUGCUCUAACAAAUAAGUAUGGAGCUUUCUUAAAACGUCUUUUUUUAAGUGACUCUCUAAAGACUGAAAGUGUUACUGCUACAGAUAAAUCAAAUAGAAGAUCUGGUGAUUCAACACUUCAUACUAUCAUAAAUUGAUUAUAAAUUUCAAUCAAUCAGUCCAAGUGUUAAAUACAGCAGAUAUUUCUGCUUAUCAUUCUAGAAAAUUUUGUACAUGAUAUUUGAAUUGACUUUGCUAAAGUUGUAUUUCUAAACUUUUUACUCAAUGGGCUAAAUGUUAGCUGUUUGUUAUCUGGUGCUUGAUGCCUUUAGUAUUUUACUGUGGGUAUUCCUGACAAAGCAGGGUUAUGAUCUUCUAAAUUGAACUAGACCAGGUAUUCUCGGAGUUUAUCAGUGGCCAUGGCAGUUAUUUUCUUAUUUUGGUCAUUCAUCCUGUCUUCUUCUCUGUUUAUUUAUAAUAGAACUUUCAUAAAUAGUUGAAAAAGUCUUUUUCGUUGUCUCGCAUCAAACAUGAAGUGUACAUUUCUUUAAGAAAGUUAAAAGAAUAUUUAUGUUAUUGUUAUUAUACAACUUCUAAAUAAUGGAGAAGGUGCGGGUGUGUUGGAGAUUAAUUAAUUCAGGAAUGACGAAUGAUGUCGAUCGUAUUGGAAAUGAUAAUACUUUUUCUUCAAAUUUUCCCAUUUCAACUCUUAUGGAAAGACCUGUUUGAUAUUUAUUUCUUAGAGUACUCCUUCUUCGCUGUCUUUUUCUUUGCCCCCAGCUUAGCAGUUUGUGUACCAAGCAAAGAUGAAAUGUUAUUCACUUUUAGAAGUGAAUUUUUCCAGAUGUGAUUAUGAAUUGAAAUGACUUUGUAUUAUGUAUGUUUAACUCAUGAUGAAUUUUGAAUCGCUCUUAGACUGCUCCAUGCUCUAAACAGGGAGUAAGAUAAAAAUAUUUUAUUUGUUAACUUGGUUCAUCAUUUGUCAUGAAUAUUUUUCUGCAUUUUACGUAUCAACACUUUUCUGUGUGACUAGACCACAGAUAUGUGAUUGUCUUUCUGUUAAAUUAGGCUUUUUUUCCCCUUCUCUUCCGUUGUUAUUGCAAUGAUUAAAUUUGUUGAUGUGCAAGCUGCAUUUCAUGAGACCCUUUAAGUUACCUUACAUUACAAGUAGUAAAUGUUUCCUGCACCUUUAUUUUUGUGUCAAUCUUAUAUACUUCAUUUCUUCCCUCCCCUUUCAAUGUCAGGAAAUGAAAUGCAGUAUUGUGAUAAUUUCGAGGAUAAUUUAUAUAUUCAACCAAGAAAUGUAGAAAAAUUGUACUGUAUUAAAAUCAAUAAACAGAACUCAACAUUGUGUAAA
Frankliniella occidentalis (western flower thrips) is the source of this 3747-nucleotide messenger RNA. It is a transcript of the gene Patr-1, whose product is annotated as protein PAT1 homolog 1. The transcript is spliced from 13 exons. Gene Ontology annotation, cellular component: P-body. Gene Ontology annotation, biological process: deadenylation-dependent decapping of nuclear-transcribed mRNA; P-body assembly. Bases 125 to 2548 code for a protein of 807 amino acids. NCBI's taxonomy places the organism in Eukaryota, Metazoa, Arthropoda, Insecta, Thysanoptera, Thripidae. The record is from RefSeq and is a predicted model, not a curated record. Gene Ontology annotation, molecular function: RNA binding.